Molecule: messenger RNA, 2392 nt
Organism: Aphidius gifuensis
Lineage: Eukaryota; Metazoa; Arthropoda; Insecta; Hymenoptera; Braconidae
Product: facilitated trehalose transporter Tret1-like
Exons: 8
Coding region: 339-1985 (548 amino acids)
Biological process (GO): transmembrane transport
Cellular component (GO): membrane
Molecular function (GO): transmembrane transporter activity
Source: RefSeq, a predicted model, not a curated record
AACUGGCUUCAGUCAGUCGUUUGUACUGACCAGACCAAUUCACAUCAUCAAGUCUUUUUGUCUUCUCACAUCUAUCUCAGCUGUGAUUGACAAUUGACUUGACGUCUUUAUCCAUAGGAUAUGAUGUUGAUGUUUAAAGUGCCAAUGUUUAAAAGUUGACGACCACAAAAGUGCCUUAAAUAUAAUUAUUAAAAAAUUUUUAAAUUAAUUAUUACUAAACGGGGAUCCAAAUACAUAAAUAAAUAAAACAAUUUUUUUUUUUUUUUUCAUUGGUGAAUAAAAAAAAGUUGCUUCAAUCAUAAUCAGUAUUGUGUGUUUGGCUGUGAAAAUUAUUUACAAUGGAUCCCUAUUCGCUGAGUGUUGAACGUGAAGCAUCAAAAAAUAUUGAAGAAAAUGAGAGAGAAUGUUUCAAGGAUGCAAUUGUAUCAAGUAGAAGUUUAAACAAGGGUUUUGUUGAGCCAACAAAACUUACAAAUGCAUAUCCAGAGAUAAUUGCUUGUGUAUUGACUGCAACAUUUCACAUAUCUGUUGGUCUUGCAAUGUCAUUUUCAGCAAUAUUAGUUCCAGAUUUAGAAGAAAAAAAUUCAGAAAUUCCUGCAACUAAAUCAGAGACAUCAUGGAUAGCAAGUAUUAUCGUAAUAUCAGCACCAAUUGGAUCUCUAUUGGGUGGUAUACUUAUGGAAUAUGUUGGACGACUUAGAACAUUACAAAUUGGAACAAUUCCAGCAGUUGCUGGAUGGAUUAUGAUUGCAUUAUCAACAAAUGUACCAAUGAUAUUAGUUGGACGUGUAUUAGGUGGUAUAGCAACAGCAAUGGCAACAUCACCAGCAAUUGUUUAUAUAACUGAAGUUGCUAGACCAGAAUUACGUGGUUCAUUAAUGUCAUUUGGACCAACACUUGCAUCAUUUGGCAUGGUAUUGACAUAUUUAAAGGGUACAUAUUUACCAUGGAGAACAGUUGCUUGGAUCAGCAUUAUUUAUUCAAUAAUACCAAUUUUUUUAAUUCAAUUUUUUGUCCAUGAAUCACCUGUAUGGCUUGUAUCAAAGGGAAGAAUUGAUGAAGCAAAAAAAUCAUUAGAACGUUUAUACAAAUCAGAAAUGCAAGCUGGUAAAGUAUCAGCUGCUGAACAACAAUUUGUAACAAUAAUGAAAGAACAUGAAAUUAAAUUGAGUGAACAAAGAAGAAGUAAAAAUAGCACUUUAGGAACUAAAAUGAGAGCAUUUUUAAAACCAACUGGAUGGAAACCAAUGACAAUAUUAUUUUUCUUUUUUUUGUUUCAACAAUUUUCAGGAAUAUAUAUUACACUUUUUUAUGCUGUAACAUGGAUUCACGAAUCUGGUGCUAAAAUUGAUUCAUACUGGGGCUCAGUGUUUGUUGGUUUAACGAGAUUUUUUUGCUCAAUGGUUAAUACUUGGCUAUUAAGACGUUACAAAAGACGAGUACUAUGUAUAAUAUCAGCAAUUGGCAUGUCAAUUUGCAUGGGAAUAUCUGGUUAUUUUACAUUAAGAAUACAACAAAAUUAUUUUGAUAAUCCAUCAGCAAAUAUAGUUCCAGUUAUUGGUCUAUUGAUGUUUGUUGUAAUGUCAAUGGUUGGAUUUUUAACAAUUCCAUGGACAAUGACUGCUGAACUUUUUCCAACUGAAAUUCGUGGUAUUGCACAAUCAAUGAGUUAUGCUAUGGCAAAUAUACUUAUGUUUGCUGCUGUACAAAGUUACAGAAAUUUAACUGAAUAUUUAGGUGGUCCAUAUGCAAUACAAUGGUUCUUUGCUGCAACGUCAAUUGUUGGUGCUGUAUUUGUAUGGUUGCUACUUCCAGAAACACAUGGUAAAAAAUUAUCGGAAAUUGAAGAAUAUUUUCAUAAUAAUUUCUUGGCUGUUGGUGCUGAUGCUAAAGCUAAAAGACGACAAGCUAGAAGACGAGCACAACGUAAAGAACAAACUCCCUUAAAUCAAAAUACAAAUGGAAAAAAAUCUGAGCCUGUUUAGAUAUACAUAAUUAUCCGAUUGAUUUCGUCCAUUAUUCUUUUUUUUUUUUUUUUUUUUAAAUCUUAAUAUUUCAAUUAGUUAUCAUUGUAUAUUAUAAUUAUUGCGUCCAAAAAUGGCCUUUUUUUAUCUUUGUAUAUUUUACAAGUUGAAAAAAAAAAACAAACAAACAAAUAUCUUAAUUGGGUACUUAAUUAUUAUUUUUGAUAAAACUUAAUGGCGCACAACAAUAUAUUAUACGGUGCCUUUAAUUAUUUUUUUUUUUUUUUUGCCCUCAUGUACUUGAUUAAAAAUUAUUAAAAACAAACAAAAUAAUGUCAAACAACUUACUAUACUGUAUAAUGUGAUAAAAUUUUUUUUUUAUUAUUCAAUUGUAAAAUAAAUAAAAUAAAAAUAAAUAAUUAAUAACA